AUAUGAUCUCUAAUGCCGUUCAGUUUUUCUCUUACACUUGUGACUUUAAGACAAAAAUGUUUACGGUAACGGGUACCACUUAUAAUAAAAUGGAGAAGGUAUGGUCAGGACCCAAUUUGAAAAAUCUCUAUAGCGACGAAAUGACAUUGGGUGAGGCAAUUGUAAGGCGAUUGAUAACUACUCCCGGAAAAGUCAUACAAAUUAUGGGUACAACUGGAGAAAGUUUAACAGCCUUGGAGUUUCUGAAGUGCUCCAUGAAUGUGGCCCAUAAUAUCCUAAAAAUGGGUCUCAAUUGUCGCGACAUCGUGGGCUUGUAUGCCCAGCAUUCGGUGCAUGAAGCCACUGUUAUGAUGGCCGCGUUUCUGUGUGGAACUCCGGUGCAUGCCUUAUUUCCUGGCUUUGAUCAAAAGACAGUCAUAUCUUUAUACGAAAAUACCCGACCCAAAUUUAUCUUUUGUGAUGAGGAAAACUAUGAAAGUGCCCUAAGUGCCAAUGAAACUUUAGACUUAAAAGCAAGAAUUGUUGUAUUGACUGGCCAAGUCCAAGGCGUCACUCACAUUAGUGAACUGGUGCAAAAUGGAGCACAAUCAUUGGACAUCAAUGCAUUCCCAUGCACUGGGCUGAAUGGCAGUGAUACAGCAGCAAUUCUGUGUUCAUCCGGCACAACUGGAACGCCAAAGGGGGUAAUGUGUUCACAUCAAGCCUUGCUUUAUAGCAAUAUCUACCACACAGUUACAUGUGACUCGGUUGUCCUCUGUUUUAGCACCAUGUAUUGGGCCUCUGGAAUUUUAAAUUUAAUAUCUGCCCUGCUGCAUUCUAGUCUUCGCAUUGUACCUGAGAAGCCAUAUUGUCCAGAAUAUCUUCUUAGUCUUGUAAAGCACUAUCAAAUAACACAUGUCCUUUGUGGUGGCAAUCAAGUAGCCGAGUUGGCCUUCCAUCAAAGCAAGAAACAUGUGCGAGAAUCCUUACAAUCCAUUGAUACACUUCUAUGUGGAGGUGCUAAGAUUCCUCAACUGGUACAGGAGAAACUAUUGGAUAUUCUAUCGGACAAUACAAAACGGCCAGGAAUGGCAGUCAUAUACGGCUUAUCGGAAAUUGCAGGUGGCUUAUCAAUCAAUGGUGGCUACCCCUAUGAUUUUCAACCAUUUUCUGAGGGAAAAUUGUGGCCCAAUAAAAGGGUUUGUAUAGUGGAUAAAAGUGACCAGCGAUUGGGGCCCAAUGAAUGUGGUGAGAUUUUGGUCUAUAGUCCCUACACAUGGCAGGGAUAUUACCAAAAUUCCGAAACUACUGCAAAUGCCAUGAAAGGCGAAUGGUUUUGUUCAGGUGAUAUUGGCUAUUUCGAUGAACUGGGCUUCUUACAUGUCAUUGGCCGCGAAAAGGAGAUGUUUAAAUGGAACAACUUUCAGAUCUGUCCACAACCAAUAGAAGAUGUCUUACUUCGCUUGGAGGGUAUUGCCGAGGUCUGUGUCUUUCCAAUACCGGACAUGGUUUCAGAAAAUUUAACAGCUUGUGCCAUUGUCAGAACUCCGAAUGAGAAAGGACAAGAACUCACUGUGGAAAUGGUCAACGAGUAUGCUGUGAAAAACCUGGAUAGCAUUUAUCUACUAAUAGGUGGUGUUUAUUUUAUGGAUUAUCUACCUAAGACUGGUUCGGGAAAGGUCCAAAGACACAAAGUUGCCUCCAUGAUCAUGAAUAUGAAGGAACGAAAUCUCGUUCACACCAAAAGCUCCAUAGAUCACGCUGUGCUUAAUGUCUGCAAUUGAGUACGUAUAACUUGGAAAAUACUGAACUUUACACUUCAAAUACUUUAAUAAAUGCAUUGUUCUCUAAAAAUCUUGUGAGGAGUCGUGA
This is a messenger RNA of Stomoxys calcitrans (stable fly), 1851 nucleotides long. RefSeq lists its product as uncharacterized. Bases 3 to 1763 code for a protein of 586 amino acids. Gene Ontology annotation, biological process: fatty-acyl-CoA biosynthetic process; long-chain fatty acid metabolic process. The record is from RefSeq and is a predicted model, not a curated record. NCBI's taxonomy places the organism in Eukaryota, Metazoa, Arthropoda, Insecta, Diptera, Muscidae. The transcript has 3 exons. Gene Ontology annotation, molecular function: long-chain fatty acid-CoA ligase activity.